This is a messenger RNA of Arabidopsis lyrata subsp. lyrata, 1399 nucleotides long. RefSeq names its product alpha-ketoglutarate-dependent dioxygenase alkB. The record is from RefSeq and is a predicted model, not a curated record. Gene Ontology annotation, cellular component: nucleus; cytoplasm. Bases 104 to 1147 code for a protein of 347 amino acids. Lineage: Eukaryota; Viridiplantae; Streptophyta; Magnoliopsida; Brassicales; Brassicaceae. The transcript is spliced from 7 exons. Gene Ontology annotation, biological process: oxidative RNA demethylation. Gene Ontology annotation, molecular function: ferrous iron binding; oxidative RNA demethylase activity; broad specificity oxidative DNA demethylase activity.
CUGGUUUUUAUUGCAAAUAAAAUAUGAGUUUAAAAUUAAACUCUGGUUCGUUGAUUCGCGAGCCAGAGAUUGAUCGUCGAGACGUCGACUGGUGAAGUGAAAAAUGUACGAAUCGGCGAACGUCUCCGACGACGCAGAUCGUACGGCUUUCCGGCGAGCAGAGAAAAAAUACAAACUUUACUAUGAAAAAGAUUCAAAGUUCUCUAGAAGCCGCAGGAAGAAGCUACCAAAACCAAUUGAUUUGUCGGAGUUGCUUGAUUUCAAAUUGAUUUCACAGGAUUUCAACAAUAACGGUGUUUUGCCUGACGGAAUUAGGGUUUCGAAAGUUGAUUCUUCUCCUGUGUUCUGCAUCGAGAAUCGCCCUGGUUUUUACUUUAUCCCUGGUGCAUUGAGUUUAGAGGAGCAAUGUAAAUGGAUUAAAGAGAGUUUGACGAAUUUUCCGCAGCCUCCGAAUAGAACAAAUCACAAUGCAAUUUAUGGUCCUAUUGCUGAUUUGUUCGAUUCAGCUAAAGAUAAUAAGGUAUUGGUUCAGGAGGAUCUUACCAACAACAAGUGGAAGUUCUAUGAAGAAGAUGAUAUUGCAAAAGCUAAACAAAGUUCUUGCAAAUCAGUUUCUGCUUCAGUUCUUUUGAGGAAGCUUCGAUGGAGCACUCUCGGUUUACAGUUUGAUUGGUCCAAGCGUAACUAUGAUGUUUCUCUCCCUCAUAACAACAUUCCUGACGCACUCUGUCAACUAGCUAAGACACAUGCCGCCAUUGCAAUGCCUGACGGGGAGGAAUUCCGUCCAGAGGGUGCAAUUGUAAACUAUUUUGGCAUAGGUGAUACCCUUGGAGGCCACCUUGAUGAUAUGGAAGCUGACUGGAGUAAACCCAUAGUAAGCAUGAGCUUGGGGUGUAAAGCUAUUUUCCUCUUAGGCGGAAAAUCAAAAGAUGAUCCUCCUCAUGCUAUGUAUCUCAGAAGUGGAGAUGUUGUACUAAUGGCUGGAGAAGCUAGAGAAUGCUUUCACGGCGUACCCCGUAUCUUUACGGAUGAAAAAAAUGCGGAAAUCGGUGCACUUGAAUCAGAAUUGUCCCAUGAAAGUGGGCAUUUUUUCACAGAGUACAUCAAAACUUCGAGGAUCAACAUAAACAUCAGGCAAGUAUUCUGAGUUGCCUGUAUUCUCCUGCUUUCGAGCAAAAAAAAAACUGUAUCAUCGAGCCAGAAGAUUUGAGAAGCAGCAACCACUUCUUUCGCACUAUUUUGGUUUCUUAUUUUCUUUUUGCCAUAGAAUCUUUUUAUUACGUAAGAUAUGACCGGAACUUGAGUACAAUAGCAGAGUAAUUUCUGCCGAAAUUUUGAGGUUUUAGGCCACUGUUGAAAACAAUUGUAUAAUUACAAAAAGGAAAUAUCAUUUUUCAGA